AUGACAUCACCCACAGCAGAGAUUGAAAAAUAUGUUAUUGUUAAAUUACAUAACGCGGGUAUUUGGCCAAUUGAGAUUGUUAAUGACGACGAUGAUAAACCCAAAAGUGAUCGUAAAACAGUGAUAAAUCCAGACGAUAUAAUACCAUCCGAUCAGGAUUUUGCAUCAAAGCGUAAAAAUAGUUUUUAUAUAUUGAUAUUCGAUACUUGGAUACGUUUUAAAGAACAAAUGUCCGAUGUAUUCGAAUCAAAAUCAUAUAAUCCAAGUGCAAAUUUUCUCAUUUACGUACAUAAUGUACACACACAAUUUACAGCAUUCGCACAACAAGUCUUAGAAUAUUUAUGGCAAAAUCAGUGUCUAAACGCAGUAGUCUUAUUGCCUUCGUUACAUAACGAUACAGUGAAUGCAUACACUUUGGAUGUGUAUAAUCCGGCGAAAAUAUGUGGAACGAAUCUCACCUGUAGGCGAACCGCAACAUGCUCAAAUGGUAUCAUCAAAAAUACAACUACAUACUUAUUUAAUAAUAAAGUACCAGCGGAUUCACAUGGUUGUACAAUACCAGCGGUUGCAAUGACAUGGCCACCAUUUGUUAUAAAUGCAAGCGCAGAAACUGAUCCUGGUAUGGAGAUUUAUGUAUUGAAAGCGAUUGGUCAAUAUUUUAAUUUCACUGUGAAUUUUACACAAAGUGCAAAUCCGUGGGGUCGGCGUAAAAAUGGUACAUGGACGGGCUUAUUUUCAAAAAUACAAAAAAAUGAAGCAAUGAUUGCUCUUGGAAAUAUAUUCUCGAACCAACAAAUAUAUGAAGAUUUUUACAUUUCAACGCCAUAUUACAGUUCUUGCGUUGUUUGGUACGUACCAAUUGCUGAAUUGGUACCUAGAUGGCGAAGUAUUGCUGCAAUAUUUAAAUUAUCCGUUUGGAUAUCAUUAAUUUGUACGUUAUUCGCCAGUGCAAUCUCAUGGUAUUGUUUAGCAAAAUAUAGUAAGACUGAUAUUGGAUUACGGGAUAUUGGAAUAUGUCUUUUAAAUGGAUUGUGUAUUGUAUUUGGAAUAUCGACACCAACACGACCCUUAUCCGCAUUAAUUCGUGCCAUUUUUUUAAUGGUCAGCGUUUAUGGCAUCCAUAUUAAUGCAUUCUAUCAAGCGAGUCUAAUACGAAUUUUAACAGAUCCCCCACGAGAACAUCAAAUUUCCAAUUUACACGAAUUAGUCACAUCAUCGUUAAAGUUUGGUGGAACACCAAAUUUUCGUUCAUUCUAUAAUGAGUCAAAUGAAACGAUUUCGAAAUAUAUUUUUGAUAAUUAUGAGAUAAUUGAGAAUUAUACAACACCACACCCUUAUUUACAAAAAGUGACAACAACGAAGAAAUAUGCAACAUUAGCGAAUAAAUUCUUUUUCGAUUUUUAUGUUGCACGAGGUGAUAAAUCUGUAUGCGAUAGUACACAUUGUCCAGCUAUUUAUAGUUUCAAGCAAAAUGUUUUAUGUUAUACAAUUAAUAUGGUAGCCACAAAAGGUUUUCCGUACAUGGAGGGUAUCAAUAAUUUGAUACUAUUAUUUCGAGAAAAUGGUGUUCUAGAAAAAUGGAUGAAGGAUAUACAAAGUGCUUUACGACGUACAUCUGGUCAGCGUAGUUCAGCUACGGUUGCUGCAGCUGUAGCAGCUAAUAUAACUACCUCCAAAAUAGAUACAGAUAUGGACGACUCUUCAACAACGUUAAUCGAAUCAAAUGACAAAACCAUUAUUUUAACAUUAGAUCAUUUACAAAGUGCAUUUGCAUUUUUUACUUUAGGCAUCUUCUUUAGUUGUAUUGUCUUUGUCAUCGAAUUUUUAACAAAUUGUGAAGGGGUGAUUAAAUAUAUUUAUUAUCUGCGUGCUAUGAAAGUAAAAGUAUAUUCUCAAUUGAAAACAAUGUGUCGAUAUAAGAGAGAAGUUAAAAAGGUUGUGAUUAAAAAAAAGUAA
Messenger RNA from Chrysoperla carnea, 1956 nucleotides. RefSeq lists its product as uncharacterized. The record is from RefSeq and is a predicted model, not a curated record. Bases 1 to 1956 code for a protein of 651 amino acids. The transcript is spliced from 4 exons. NCBI's taxonomy places the organism in Eukaryota, Metazoa, Arthropoda, Insecta, Neuroptera, Chrysopidae.